Odontomachus brunneus is the source of this 969-nucleotide messenger RNA. RefSeq names its product BBSome-interacting protein 1 (gene BBIP1). The coding region runs from base 666 to 887 and encodes 73 amino acids. The transcript has 2 exons. Gene Ontology annotation, biological process: receptor localization to non-motile cilium; cilium assembly. The record is from RefSeq and is a predicted model, not a curated record. NCBI's taxonomy places the organism in Eukaryota, Metazoa, Arthropoda, Insecta, Hymenoptera, Formicidae. Gene Ontology annotation, cellular component: BBSome.
GCAUCAAGUUUACUCAUAGCUGCGAACGGAGCUCUUAAUGAUAGCUCAUUGAUGGGAUCUUGAUUAAAAUGUAAAUACAAAUGAAGUGCUUAUCAUCGUGUUAUGAGUGAUGAGGGUCCAGUGAUAUUGUUUGUCGAGUACUUACGAUUACUAUUGCGAACAUCACAGAGUAGCUUCCAUGACAAUAUAUUCAAAAAUCAUUUACCUACAAUCGCUAUCAGUAGCUGUUAGUUCCGAAAAUCGCAACAUCGAGUCGUGAUGUCCAACAUGGAAGCAUUUGACAGCAGUCCAUGGCAAUCCACGGUUCUACGAGGUUCACCUACGAUUCCAUGAACUCGUUUGUACUGUAACCAGCUGUAACUAUCCUCGUAACGUGCGUGUCGUAUUUUAUCGUGACGGGAUUGUGGUAGUGGCAUAAUUUCCAAGUUGUUCAACAAUAAAAGCUUUGGAGCGGACAGGAUAUCCUCUUCAACGAGCGACAAUUGCUGUGUUUUAUCAAUUGCCUCAGAUUAAAUUUGCAAAGAUGUUGAUUUCUUAGAUAGCUUAAAUUGUGCAUUGUUCCCGACUGUUGUUGCAGUUCGAAUAAGUAUAGUCCGAUGUACGGUUAAAUAUAUGUCACAAUGGGGUUGCAAUUGAUUCACUGGCAUCUAGCUGAUUGAAUAAAAAUGUCAGAGUCUAAAGACAGUCAGGUAGAAAAGUGCGACAUUGUCCUUCCAAGACAAGGUCUAUUGUAUCAGGAGGAUACAUUAAAUUAUAUACUCUGCAAACCAAAAUUGAUCCCAUUGAAAUCGGUGACCUUGGAGAAAUUGGAGAAAAUGCAGAGAGAAGCUGAGAUUAAAGUCAGAGAAACACAAGAAACAGAAACCAGCUCUGACAUAAAUGCAUAAAUGUUUAUGUGUAGUUAUUGAUAAUAGUUUGAAAAUUGUAAGAUGCACUAAAUAUCACGGUAUUAAGAUAAAAGACAAGAUG